This is a messenger RNA of Solenopsis invicta (red fire ant), 1290 nucleotides long. RefSeq names its product V-type proton ATPase subunit D (gene Vha36-1). NCBI's taxonomy places the organism in Eukaryota, Metazoa, Arthropoda, Insecta, Hymenoptera, Formicidae. Bases 99 to 836 code for a protein of 245 amino acids. Gene Ontology annotation, cellular component: proton-transporting V-type ATPase complex. Gene Ontology annotation, molecular function: proton-transporting ATPase activity, rotational mechanism. The transcript is spliced from 4 exons. The record is from RefSeq and is a predicted model, not a curated record.
UUAAAAUGCGCGCCAUUGGGAACGUGACUACCUAGAUUUCCGGUCUCUCACGUCAGCUGAUCAAUCCCAUUCCUGUCUGCUGAUGCACAGUAGUGAGGAUGUCGGGCAAAGACAAAUUACCAAUUUUCCCCUCUCGGGGGGCCCAAAUGUUGAUGAAAUCUCGCUUAGCUGGAGCACAAAAGGGUCAUGGAUUGCUGAAGAAGAAGGCAGAUGCAUUGCAAAUGCGAUUCAGAAUGAUACUCGGGAAAAUUAUAGAAACCAAAACUCUAAUGGGUGAAGUGAUGAAGGAAGCAGCAUUUUCAUUGGCUGAAGCAAAGUUUGCUACUGGAGACUUUAAUCAGGUGGUUCUGCAAAACGUGACGAAAGCACAAAUCAAGAUUCGUUCUAAAAAGGACAAUGUUGCCGGUGUCAAUCUACCGGUAUUCGAGUCCUAUCAAGACGGAACGGAUACUUAUGAAUUAGCCGGCUUAGCAAGAGGUGGUCAGCAAUUGGCCAAAUUGAAAAAGAACUAUCAGCGGGCGGUAAAAUUGCUGGUAGAAUUGGCAUCGCUGCAAACGAGUUUUGUUACUCUAGACGAAGUUAUUAAGAUCACGAAUCGACGUGUCAACGCUAUCGAGCAUGUUAUCAUUCCACGAAUUGAGAGAACGCUAGCUUAUAUUAUUUCAGAACUUGACGAGCUUGAAAGAGAAGAAUUCUAUCGGUUGAAAAAGAUUCAAGACAAGAAGAAGAUUGCCAAAGCAAGGGUUGAAGCAGAAAGGGCAGAAAUGAUUGCAGCUGGACGGGAUUUGGAAGCUGCAAAUCUGCUCGAAGAGAGCGAUGACGACGUACUGUUUUAAAUAAUGUAAAUAAUCCACUAUAAAUGUUAAGAUGUUAAUAUCUAAAUAGAAAGAGAACACAAAUAUACGUCGGAGUCACAACAUUCUCGUACAUUUCUUUGUACAUUUUAGAGAAUGUUGUUGGCAAUCCUUUUUCCGCUUUAAAAAGCCAUAUUGCAAUUUUUGUUUGUCUCUAAAGAAAUAUAUUUUACAGUAUUAAUUAGGCAGCAAUUUGUAUAAAAAAAUAAUUAUAUAUCAUGUAAUAUACUUGCAACAGCAAUGCUGUUAUUUCAUAACAUUAUUCCGAAUAUUUUAAUUAUACAAAAUAUAACGAAGGAUAUUUUACUUCUAUAUAUUGUAUAAAUCAUUCCAUCAUCAUUUAUAUCACCUCCGGCUUUUAUAAUGCGAGGAAUUGUGCAAUCCGAUAAUAUAGUAAUGAUUACAAAUACAUAAUAAAUAUAUAUGUAUAUAUGCA